GAUUUGUCCCGCUGUAGGGCGGGGAAGCGGCUGCGUCGCUGUACCCGGGCGGAGAGCGAGGCGGCGGGGAGCCUGGGAUGCCGCUGCUGAGCCGCUCCCUGCACAGCCUGACUCCGGAUCCGCCAGCCAGGUUCUGAACGGUGCCUGAACAGAAGUUAAAGAGCCAAGAGCUGCCCUCAGAGACGGGCUGCAGAAUAAUUAGUCACCAUGACGACAGAGACGGGCCCAGACUCAGAGGUGAAGAAUGCCCAGGAGGAGCCCCCGCAGCAGCAGCUGGAGGCAGCGGCAACCAGCCCAACCACGGUGACCACUGGCCCUGGCCCGACGGCCAACAACCGGGAAGCUGAGGCCAACGAGAAGCCCAGAGCCCAGGCCGACUCCAGAAGUGCGGAGCCGGGCAUGGAUUUGGAGGAGAAGGACUACAGCGAAACAGACGGUCUCUCUGAGAAAACCACGCCCAGCAAGACCCAGAAAUCCCCCCAGAAAAUUGCCAAGAAGCUCAAGAGCGCCACCUGCAGGGUGACCCUACUCGACGCCUCCGAGUAUGAGUGUGAAGUGGAGAAACAUGCCCGGGGCCAGGUGCUCUUCGACAUGGUGUGUGAGCACCUCAACCUCCUGGAGAAGGAUUACUUCGGCCUGACGUUCUGCGACUCUGACAGCCAGAAGAACUGGCUGGACCCUUCCAAGGAAAUCAAAAAGCAGAUCCGCAGUGGCCCCUGGAACUUUGCCUUCACUGUUAAAUUCUACCCACCCGACCCUGCCCAACUCACAGAGGACAUCACAAGAUACUACCUGUGUCUGCAGCUGCGGGCUGACAUCAUCACGGGCCGGCUGCCGUGCUCCUUCGUCACGCACGCCCUGCUGGGCUCCUACGCUGUGCAGGCCGAGCUGGGAGACUACGACGCUGAGGAGCAUGUCGGCAACUACGUCAGCGAGCUGCACUUCGCACCCAACCAGACCAGGGAGCUGGAGGAGCGCAUCAUGGAGCUGCACAAGACCUACAGGGGCAUGACGCCGGGCGAAGCGGAGAUCCACUUCUUGGAGAAUGCCAAGAAGCUCUCAAUGUACGGAGUCGACCUGCACCAUGCCAAGGACUCAGAAGGCAUCGACAUCAUGCUGGGCGUCUGUGCCAACGGCCUGCUGAUCUACAGAGACAGGCUGAGGAUAAACCGCUUUGCCUGGCCCAAGAUCCUCAAGAUUUCCUACAAGAGGAGCAACUUCUACAUCAAAAUCCGCCCCGGCGAGUACGAACAGUUUGAGAGCACCAUUGGCUUCAAGCUGCCCAACCACCGCUCUGCCAAGAGGCUCUGGAAGGUCUGCAUUGAGCACCACACCUUCUUCAGGCUGGUGUCCCCAGAGCCACCCCCAAAGGGCUUCCUGGUGAUGGGCUCUAAGUUCCGCUACAGCGGGCGGACGCAGGCCCAGACCCGCCAGGCCAGUGCCCUGAUCGACCGGCCCGCGCCCUUCUUCGAGCGCUCCUCCAGCAAACGGUACACCAUGUCUCGCAGCCUCGAUGGAGAGUUCUCGCGCCCGGCCUCCGUCAGCGAGAACCACGACGGAGGGGCGGAGCCCGAGAGGCGGGACGAGGACAGCGAGUACGGCGGGUGGCGACGCUCCGAGGCGGAGGAUGAGGUUGAGGAAGUGACGACCCCAACGAAAAUCAAGGAGCUGAAGCCGGAGCAGGAAACCACCCCCAGGCACAAGCAGGAGUUUUUAGACAAACCAGAAGACGUUUUGCUAAAGCACCAGGCCAGCAUCAAUGAGCUGAAGAGGACGCUGAAGGAGCCCAACAGCAAGCUGGUUCACAGGGACCGGGACAGGAGGCUGCCUUCAUCACCAGCCUCUUCCUCACCCAAGAAUGAGGAUGAGACGCCAAAGGGGACCCCGGAGAAGGCCAGUGAGAGGAUUGAAGAGGAUUCCCUAGAGGAGUUAUCAGCCGAGCACGGAGCUGCCUUAUCCAUGGAGUCUUUCACCCAGAAAAGCCUUGCCUCUUCUCCUGAGGGUUCAGAGCAUUGGGUAUUUGUAGAGAGAGAAACUUCUAGGCUGGAAGAGCUUGCUCUAGAGAAAGCUAUUGGAACCAAGAAAGAAGACGUACGUACAGGUACUUCAGAGGAGCAAAUAAGUGUGAGCUUAUCAAAAGUGGACAUUGCAGUAGGGAAAGCCAAAAAAGCAGUAGCACAAGAGGAACCAGCAAGUGUGACACUGGAUACCCAUGCAAGAGACAAAAUGAUUGCUAGUCCAGAGGAUUUUGAGUCUGUGUGGGAGGAUGAAGUGUCUGAGAGCGAAAUCAGAGAAGACCCCCUUUUGGAGGCAGAAAGCCAGCCAUCUGAGAAUGGCAAAGAGCAGAAGCCCAAGGAGGGAAAAGAAGAGGUGAUAACUAAUGAACUUGAGCAACCAGCUGGCUCUUUGGAAGGCCAAGCUGAGCAAAAUCAACAACCUGAAGAUUCCCAAGCAGAUGAAAGACCAAGGUCUGAGCCUUCUGGGCCAGAACCUCCAAAGAAAGAAAGGAAGGCUAUUGUGCAAGAGCCUGGGUCUGUCUCACCAGCUUCAGAUAAGGAAGAGUCCAUAAUACCUAGCCCAGCCUCUGAGGGUGUUAAAGCUAAUGUGGAGUCUAGUGAUGACGAGACAAUGUCUUCUGCUGCAGAGAGCAUCUUUUACUUAGGAGCUACAGGAGACAAAAAGGACAGUAAAAUCUAUCUCAGACUGGAAGAGGAAGAAAAGCCUUGUUCUGCUGAAAAAGAGGGCCUGGAGCGCAAAACAGACCUUUCCGAUGAAAAAGGGAAGAGCCCUGAGCUUGAACCAGCAUCUGACCCAACAGCUAUAAGGGGAAAGGACAAGUUCCAACCCACUUCCUCAGCAGGUGGUCAAGGAAAAUCAGAGCUGGAUGAAUCAGUUAUAGAAUCAGACCAAGCUGAGAAGGUUCUAGAGCUUAGCAAAAAGACACACCCCCUAGGACAUUGUACUGCAGAGAAGGGGGCAUAUGCACCAGAGGAAGAGGAGUGUGCUGGGUCAAUAGGCAGUGAAUCGAAAGGUGGAACUGAAUCUGAGUCACGCUCUGCAGCAAAGGAAUCGAGGGACAAGGACCCACAAGAACCGAUGGCAGAAUUAAAGCUUGGUUCCCUCCCCAGGGAAGGUGGAGAGACUGACCUCUCUCAAGAGCAGGGCAAGAGGUACAGUGCAGCACAAAGCUCCAUCCUGGCAGAAGGCCUGAAAGGGUCAGAAAAACAGGACAUGUGGAAAGGGGAAGCAACUUCCAAUGUGUCAGGAACUGGAAGAGAAACAACUGAGCUGGGAGAAAGAGAAAUGUCAAAAAUGAUUCUUCAGAUGGAAGCCAUAGAGAUUAAACCAACCCCCAUUAGCCCCCCAUGGCAGCAUCCUCCCAGCACGACAGACAGUCCAGAGGAAGAGAAACUAAGCCAGCCCACCGUGGGCGAGCCGCCCCAGGACACAGGCCCUGCUGAGGUCAAGCUGCCCUGGGACGCAGGCCCUAAAGCGGGCGAACCACCCCGGGACGGAGGCCCCAAGGCGAGCGAGCCAUCCUGGGACACAGGCCCUGCUGAGGGCGAGCCGCCCCAGGACACAGGCCCCAAGGCCGGUGAGCCGCCCCAGGACACAGGCCCCAAAGCGGGCGAACCAACCCGGGACGCAGGCCCCAAGGCAAGCGAGCUGCCCCGGGACACAGGCCCUGCUGAGGGUGAGCUGCCCCGGGACACAGGCCCCAAGGCUGGUGAGCUGCCCCAGGACAUAGGCCCUGCCAAGGGUGAGCCGCCCCGGGACACAGGCCCCAAGGCUGGUGAGCCGCCCCGGGACACAGGCCUCAAGGCAGGCGAGCCACCCCAGGACACCGGGCCUGCCGAGGGUGAGCUGCCCCAGAGCACGGGCCCCAAGGCCAGCGAACCGCCCCAGGACACAGGCCCCAAGGCUGGCGAGCCACCCCAGGACACCGGGCCUGCCAAGGCCAAGCCACCCUGGGACACAGGCCUCAAGGCAGGCAAGCCGCUCCCGGACACAGGCCCUGCUGAGGGUGAGCCGCCCCGGGACACAGGCCCCAAGGCCGGCGAGCCGCCCCAGGACACAGGCCAUGCUGAGGGUGAGCCGCCCCAGGACACAGGCCCCAAGGCCAGCGAGCCGCCCCAGGACACAGGCCUCAAGGCAGGCGAGCCACCCCAGGACACAGGCCCCAACGCAGGCAAGCCGCUCCCGGACACAGGCCCUGCUGAGGGUGAGCCGCCCCAGGACACAGGCCCCAAGGCCGGCGAGCCACCCCAGGACACCGGCCCCGCCGUGGGUGAGCAGCCCCAGGACACCGGCCCCGCCGUGGGUGAGCAGCCCCAGGACACCGGCCCCGCCGUGGGUGAGCAGCCCCAGGAUACAGGCCCCGCCGUGGGAGAGCCACUCAGGGACACAGGCUCCAAGGUCAGUGAGCCUCCCCAGGACAUAAGCUUCAAGGCAGAUGAGCUACCCCAGGACAAAGGCCCUGCCACGGGCGAGCAACCGCAGGAUAAACCUCCUUCAGGAGAAGAAACUGAAGCCUUCCCUACAGGCUCUCCUGUAAGAGGAUCACCUCAUGGGGACAAGGAGUUGUCAUGGCCUGUUGUUGCCACAGCUGAAGGCGGGAAACCUACCAACAGGAAACAAAAGCCAGAGUCUGGGCCUUUGAAGUCAAUUGCAGGUGGGGUGAAAGUCGCAUCUCAGGAGCCUGAGGAGGCACCUGUGGAGCUGGCUUCACCCUCCCUCACCACUGGCUGGCAGGGCUCACUGGGGCAUGACAGCGAGAUGUAUGAAAAAACCUCUGUGGCUUCUAAAAUUAAGCUGUUUGAACAAGGUGGCACUUGCGGCCCAGUCUCUGAUGAGCGAAAAAGAGCAGCCCAAGAGCAGCCCCGAGAGAGUGAAACCAAGAGACUAUCUAAACCAACAGAGGUGCAGAUAGAGCCGCCACGGGCCAUGGGCCUAUCCACGUCUCCCACACCCUCGGUCGCUUCAGAUGACAGAGCCAGGCAUGCUGGGGAAGUGUCUGGUGUGGGAUGCCUAAUCACUGCGCAACGGGCAGCCACAAGAGAGUCUUCCCAGCCUCCGUCUUUGAAGGAAGGUGUUUCCACCGAUUCAGAGCACAGAGGAGAAGGCAUCGGGCUUGCUUCCCCUGAUUCCGGCUGUGAAAUCACCCUGACAGAAGCUGUGAGCAAAUCUCAGGAACCAAUUUGGGAAGAAAAGGAUUUAUUUGACCCAUCAGUAAAAGCCGCCCCGAAAGAAGAGGGUUUAAGGACUGCUAUUCCAGUGGUCUCCCAGAAAGCGGGAGCGAGGGAGGGCGCAGAGGAGAAAGCGAAGCCACCUCGGCACAGGGCUCCUGAGAGCGACACUGGGGAUGAGGAGCAAGACCAGGAGAGGGAUUCAGUCUUUCUGAAGGACAACCAUCUGGCCAUCGAGCGAAAGUGCUCGAGCAUCACGGUCAGCUCAACCUCCAGCCUGGAAGCCGAGGUAGACUUCACUAUGAUCGGCGACUUCCACAGCACAGCCUUUGAAGACUUCUCCAGAAGUCUGCCUGAGCUUGAUAAAGACAUGAGUGAGAGGGAAGCUGAAGGUGCGAUUUCCUCCCAGGAUACUGACAAAGCAGCUCCUGGCCUAGAAGAAGAUGCCAAGGAAGGGGAGCAGGGCUCCCACCAUAUCCCAGAAGUGUCCCACUUUGAGUCAUCCGUUCUGAAAACAGAGGCUGUGACUGUCAGCUCGGUGACUGGCACGAAGAAGGCAGAACCAGAGGUCUCCGUGCACCACAGAGUCACCACGGCGGAAACACAGGUCGACAGAGGCACCAUGGGCAGAAAAGAGACAACAGCCACGUCCCACAUCGUCACCACAGAAAGCAUAUCAGUGACCUCAGAUCACAGUACCAAGCCUGGGAAGGGAAUGAGCCCCGCUACCGAACUUCGCUCCAUGUCUCCGAUCACCAGCAGCUCUGCUGGGAAGGAAGUUCUCACCAGCAUAUUUGGUGCCACUGCCGAAACCCUCUCCACCUCCACGACUACCCACGUUACCAAGACUGUGAAAGGAGGGUUUGCAGAGACCAGAAUAGAGAAGCGGAUCAUUAUUACGGGAGAUGAAGAUGUGGAUCAAGACCAGGCAUUAGCUUUGGCAAUCAAAGAGGCAAAACUACAGCACCCUGACAUGCUGGUAACCAAAGCUGUGGUAUAUAGAGAAACAGAACCAUCUCCAGAGGAAAGGGACAAGAAACCUCAGGAAUCUUGACCGCCAUGUUCACAGAAGUUGGCAUCUCUGUUCAAACCCAACUUGGAGAACAAUGAAGAAGGGGCCUUCCUGCUGGAUUCCUCAAUGAGACCUAGAUGUCCUGGCUGCAACGUUAAUGGCGAGAGACAAAAUUUUUUAAAAAAGGAAUAGCAAAUAUAAUAUAUAUAUAUUAUAUAUAUAUACACACACAGGAAACAAAAUGCAUCCUUGCACUGCUGCUAUAUGCUGGAGGUGAAUUGCAAACAGCAACAUCAACAAUAACACAAAACCAACUGCCUACUUUAGCCUUUGCAGACAAAUUGAAGAAUUGACUGGAUUCAUCUGAAAAAAAAAAAACCAAACAAAAAAUCAUGAUAAUAACAAUAAUAUUAUUAACAUACAAUAAACCGCCAUUUUGCAUGUUACAUUUAAAGGACACACAACUCAUGGGUUCAUUUGUUGCACACUGAAUGGAAAGGAAACGUGCUUUGCAACAAAGCAGCAAACAAAAAAACUCCAACAACCCACAAGCAGAUGCAAAACUAUUCCGCACCUAAGGAAAGAAGAGAGAGAACCAUUGAAUUUGUUUGAUUACUUUGUAAUUAUUUUCUGCUUCAGGAUGUGUGGUGAUCAUCCCUCUUUCCCAUUCCAUGCUAGUUCUGUUGCAUCAUUUUUUGGUUCUGUUCUUACACCCCCCCACUUGUCCUUCCUUCUCUUUCCUCUGUCCCCUUGUCCGGUCUCUUGUUCUGCUGAAGGUAAUAAGAACAGAUCUCAUUUAAAACAAAACAAAAACUAUAUGUAUAUGGUUUCUCAUUUAUAAAAAUGCAGUCUGUAGGGGUUUCAUAUGAAUGUGCUUUUAAGUUAUGUAUAUUAUAUAUAACUGGGGGUGUGGAGUGGGGGGUGGGAAACAAUAUUAAAAUAAUUAAACAGUGCUGGUAAGUUUGCUGAUGACAUUUUUAAAUUAUAAUUGUUUGGUUGACUGUGGUUGAUAUACUAUGAGAAUCUUAGCUCACACUGAUAUCCCACAAGAAGAGAACAGGGAACAUUUCAUUAGCCGCUGCUCUUUGAGGGGGUGGGAUGGGACGUUUGCCACUGAGUUGAUGCACUGCGGCAGGAGGGGUUGGUGUAGUGACACAGUGUAUGGUGUUUGUAAUUGGUUGGUUGGUGAUAAGGGAGUGCUCAGCAACAUGGAGGGGUGAGGGACUGGGAAAGAAGGAAUGGACUGCAUCCAUUUACCAUUACCAAAAUGUGCCAGACAGAAAUGUCCCUCCGUGCCCCCAAUCCAAAGAUGCUGAGGUUGUUUGAAGACUCGAGGUUAGACUGUUUGAUUCCCAUGCUUCCAGCGUCCAGGCGUCUUUGACACCUCAGCUCUGGAGCCCUAGCAGCAGUAGAGGUAUCAUAACACACUUGUCAGCAGGUUCUUGAAAACUAGGCACCUGGGCUGAAUUAGGGAUCCACACAGUGAUCCCCCCUAACCCACUGGUCUAGACACUUGUUUUUAGCUUCAUUUCUGAACCUCAGCCCCAGCUUGAGAGCAAGUACCUCUCCACAGCAAGCUGUAUGAUUGCAUUGUGCCAGGGUGGCUGUAGGCUGUGCAACAGCUGCCCUGGCAGGAACAGGCGAAUGGCAGCUCCCCCAUCCCUUUCCUCCAUGGUACUGUCUACCGCUACUCUGGCUUAGGGUUGACUCCUGUCCAUCAACAGUUGAUGAGGAAGAUACCAUGUGACAAAUGUGCAGGGAAUAGCAGGUUUACAGGGCUGGAUAGCAUUGCCCAGUCAUCUAGAACUUAGAGGGCAGAUGCUGAUGAGGCAGCGGGAGGCAGAGAGGCUGCUUUCCUCACAACUGGUCAGAACUUGGCACUUAGAUAAAGUUUUCCUCUGCUGCUGCCUAUGGAGUGGAGAUUUUGGGCCCAGUCUAGGACCUGAGGCACUGUGUGAGACAGGCAGUUAGGGCAGAGUUAGAACCAAAAAAAGAAAAGGAAAUGAACUGAUUUCCAAAUGGAAUUGUCACGAGUUCCUGAAGCUACAGAAGGGUCCACAAACAUUGCACUAUCUUUGUCUUUAUUUCCCCUCCCCACCCACACCCCCCACUUAAUGCCUGGAGAGGAAGCACAUCUAACUAGGCCCCAUGAUGGGAUCUGGGAAUCCUACUGAAAAUGGACAACUUGAAUCUUUAGAAUCAGGUGGGCAUACCCCAUAUGAUCAAUUUCCUACCAUAGCAGGGACUCCUGAGUCUCUGGUGGGCCUUGGUCUUUCCAGUUGGCUUCUACUGUAUCUCCAUGAAGGCUGUUCUCCUUUUGGCAUAUGGGUUUCUCCUGUAAGUAUUAAAGGGAUGAGCACUGGCUCCCUGACAAUAGCACUGAUUCACGUGCUAGUGCCAGUGAGGGUCAUUUCAGGCUUCUGAUGAACCCAAAUGUGUGGUGUUCUCCCUGGAUUCUACCUGAAAGUUCACAGCCACUCAUAACCUGCUGCUUCUUUAGGGACAACACCCACCAAAACCAAAAGGAGUGACAACAAUUACACAUAGACUUUUUUUUUAAAGACAUCCAAGUCAGCUGUAAAAAGCACACGUGUUUUCAGGAAGAGAAGCCCAACUCAGAGGACCUGUUCCCAAGAGCUAGCUGUGCAAGGCAUUAAGCCUGUCUGUUCUGCUAUCAGAGGGGGUACAUUCCCCCAUGCAUCACACUGGCUGUUUGACACAUUUUGAAUUUCAAACAAAAAAAAGGCUGGUAGAAACUUGAUGCCAUUAAAAUUGAAUUAGAGGCUACUUUGAAACUCCAGGAGCCUCAUUCCUAUCUCCCUCAUGCUAGUGUAAAAUCUGGAGUCACUCCAUUAAAAACAGUGGAGUUGCACUGCUGCAAAAUUAGUGGAAGUGAGAUUAGAAACAGAGCUUGCAUGUUCAGAGCUAAAAAACAGUGGACCUGUUUCUCUGGAUUUCUCACAGUGAGUAACAAUUGGGUGGGGGGGAAAUGAGUCUUUUGCUCACCUGGCAAGAUGUGGAUUUUAUAGAUAUAUAUAAUCCACACCCUGUCAGGUAAGCAAUAGACUCAAGCUUUUUCUUUAUAUAUUUUAAUAUAUCUAUAUUGUUUGUGAUGGUUUGAAGCCAUGCAUCACACUAAGGCCUUGGCUUCCUCCCACCUUCUGCAUCACUGUCGCUGACAUUUCAGAGUUUUUCUUUUCACUAUUUUUCUUUUUUUCUGGGACCUUUCCGUUGAAGUGGGUGGGAGACACGAGUGCCUGUUUGUCUCUAAAUCUGCAAGUUCAUUUCAAAACUGGCCUGCAAUUGCAUGAGUGAUGAUAAUACUAAACAGGAUUUUUAUUUGAAAAGCACCUUACCAACCAACUGCAAUGCUCUGUCGUUCCUUCACUAACUCUCCGUCCCUCUUCCCCUGUUCCUCUUCUCCCCCUCACCCCUUUCAAUCAUCUUCUUUUUCAGUGCUUGGUGGUGUAUGCGUGUGUGCUCACUGUUCUUGUAUUCAAUAAAAGUGAAAUAAAUGUGUUUGAUGCU
This is a messenger RNA of Mauremys reevesii (Reeves's turtle), 9726 nucleotides long. It is a transcript of the gene EPB41L1, whose product is annotated as erythrocyte membrane protein band 4.1 like 1. The transcript is spliced from 26 exons. Gene Ontology annotation, biological process: cortical actin cytoskeleton organization. Bases 208 to 6240 code for a protein of 2010 amino acids. Lineage: Eukaryota; Metazoa; Chordata; Testudines; Geoemydidae. Gene Ontology annotation, cellular component: plasma membrane; cytoskeleton. Gene Ontology annotation, molecular function: actin binding; structural molecule activity. The record is from RefSeq and is a predicted model, not a curated record.